Molecule: messenger RNA, 2863 nt
Organism: Rosa chinensis
Lineage: Eukaryota; Viridiplantae; Streptophyta; Magnoliopsida; Rosales; Rosaceae
Product: probable disease resistance protein At5g66890
Exons: 6
Coding region: 142-2547 (801 amino acids)
Biological process (GO): defense response to fungus
Molecular function (GO): ADP binding
Source: RefSeq, a predicted model, not a curated record
UUUUUUUUCGAGAGUAGAAAAUAUAGUCUUCUUAUAUAAGUCAGUAUAGGUAAUCUGCAUUUCAGAAAGCCUGGUUUAUUUUGAUCCCACCGGGUCGAUCUUGUACUCUGAUCGAUCACCAACGUAUAUAUAGAAUUCAAAAUGGCUGGAAUUGGAGAGCUUGCUGCAGGGGGUGCAGUAGGACUAGCAUUUUCUUUGCUGUAUGAAGGCGUUAGCACACUUGUCAUCAAAUCUAAGGAGUUUAAACCCCUUCUCGAAGAGCUCAUAGUCACGUUAGACUACUUAAAACCACUGAUCAAACAGAUAGGAGCUGGUAACAGGGAACUGGAUCACCCAAAUGAAAAGGUAUAUUUUGAGAACCAAAUGGAGAAGGGCAAGAGGCUCAUUGACAAGUUGUCCACAGUUGGUAGUUGGAAUUUGCUCAAGCCUUAUUACAGCAAUAAGCUUGUUGAAUUUGAUAGGUCUCUCAGCAAGAUGUUGCUGAAUCUAAUACCGCAGGGAGUAAGGGAUGGGCAAGAUAUAUUGGUUAUGGUAAGGUCUAUAGAGCACAAGUUGACCCAAAUGGAGCUGCAUGGUCAGGCACAAAAUCAAAAUGCACUUGGUGGUGGUGAAACUAGAGCUACAGCACCUUAUCCACCAUCUUCCCCAAUUGGAUUGGAUAAGCCUUUAAGGGAAUUGAAGUUCAAGCUUCUUAACGAUGAUCGAGUUUCAAUGCUUUCGGUCACUGCUCCUGGAGGGUCUGGAAAAACCACUUUGGCCCAAAUGUUUUGUCAUGAUCAGAAAGUCAAAGAUAAGUUCAGCAACAGGAUCUUCUUUGCAACUGUUUCGAACAAACCCAACUUAGAUUGGCUGCAAACAUCUCUGCAGCAAUUUCUAAAGGAAGUAGAAGAAAAUGAUGCACUGUUGGUCCUGGAUGAUGUAUGGCCUGACUCAUCAGGAGCCCUUCUUGAAGAGUUAUAUCAACUCAGCGAAGGAUCAAGUUGCAAGACUCUAGUCACAUCGAGAUCUUUUCCAAAAUAUGGUUCACAUUAUACUUUAGAUCCAUUGACAAAUGAUGAGGCAAUGACUCUUCUCAAGAAUUCUACAUCCCUGGAUCAUUCCUCUGGUACUUUAGAUGAACUUCUGAAACAGAUAGUAAAGUACUGUAAGAGAUCUCCACUUGCCAUUACGGUGGUUGGAAAAUCACUUGUCAAGGGUAGUAUAGAGAUUUGGAAAGAAAAAGUAAAAGAAUGGUCGAAAAGUCCUUCUAUUCUUGAUGAGUAUGAUAUUUUGCGUCUCCGCCUCCAAACCAGCUUAGAUGUUUUAUGUGAAAAUGAGCCUCUCCUCAAGGAAUGUUUCAUAGACCUUGCUUCAUUUCCUGAAGACGGAAGAAUCCCUGCUGGUGUGCUCAUUGAUAUGUGGUCAGAGCUACAUGGGCUACAUGAAGAUGCUAUGUCUAUUGCAAAACUGCAACACCUCAACAACCAUAAUCUGGCCAAAAUUGUUGUCAUAAGCAAGGAGAACGGGUAUGUGGAUCGCUGCUACAGUGAGCAGUUUGUUACGCAGCAUGAUAUGCUUAGAGAGCUGGCAUUGCAUCAGAUCCGUCAGGACCCGGGAGGAGAGAGCAAAAGACUAAUUAUAGACAUAUGUGGAGGUGUUCUUCCGAAACGCUGGACACAAAAGAAGGAUAAGCUUAAGGAAACUCGCUUGUUAUCUAUAUCAACUGAUGGAGAGUUCUCAUCAAAAUGGGACCACAUGCAUCUACCAAAAGCUGAGGUUCUGAUUCUGAAUUUUCAGACAAAGAACUAUACCUUGCCCAAGUUCAAUAGCAAAAUGUCCAAGGCAUUGAAGGUUCUAAUAGUCAGAAAUAAUGGUUUAUCACCUGCAGAAUUAACUAACUUAGACAUAUUAAGUUCUUUACCUAACCUGAAGAGAGUCAGAUUAGAGCGCAUUUCCAUUUCUUCCAGAAGCUUGACCAAAAACAAGAAGUUGAAAAGUCUGGAGAAGUUAUCUCUGUUCAUGUGCAACAUUGGUCGACCUUCUAGCAACAUGUCCAUCCGAUUUUUUGAGGCAUUGCCAAAUCUAGUGGAGAUAAACAUUUACUAUUGCAAUGAUUUGGAGGAAUUGCCUGCUGAUCUCUGUGGUCUUAAGUACCUGAAGAGGCUUGUUAUCACCAACUGUCAUAACCUAUCUGCCUUGCCUGGAGAGAUUGGAAAGCUGAGCAAGUUAGAAGUCCUAAGGCUACGGUCUUGCACAAUGCUGGAAACUUUACAGGACUCGAUUACGAACUUCAAGAACUUAACCUUUCUCGACAUAUCUGAUUGCUUCAGCAUUAAGGAGUUGCCUGAAGACAUUGGUCAGCUGAGCAAAUUAAAGACGAUCAACAUGAGACAGUGCACCAGAUUGCAGGGGCUACCUACAUCAAUCUGGGAUCUUGAGAAUAUAUUAGAGGAAGUGAUAUGUGAUGAAGAGACAGAAGAGUUAUGGGAACCUUUCAAAAUGAUCAAGGACUUGCGCAUAACAAUGGUCAAAGAAGAAUUCAACCUACGUUGGCUUCAUGGUGAUUGAUCUUGAUCUUGAGCCAUCUCAGUUUGGGGUAAUGUCCUGUUGAGAAUAUGAUCCCACAUGCAAAAAUGAGGAUCUUGCCCAAGAGUUUGUAAGGAUUUGGAUCAACUUCAGUUGGUUUUGGUUGUGAAGUUUCAUCAUUUCUUUUUUGGCAAAAAUAAUCUGGAGUGAUGUUUGCGUGAUGUUUCAUUUUCGAUCUAGUUUGGGAGUUUUCAUAUAAAUGUUCCUGGAAUAGUUAUUUCUUUCUUUUCUGGUGAGAUUUGUAUGGCAAGAGCUAGAAAAUUCAACUCUCGAUGAGAUAAGGAAUGAGCUUUCAACA